AAAAAAAAAAAAAAAAAAAAAAAAAAAAUUCUCGGGUUCAGCCAUGAAUGGGAAUUCUCCUUUUGGGGGGAGGAGCUAACAAUAUGGUCGCGUUGUUGUGAAGGUGGCCACAUCAAUGCGUCUACCCUUGAUGCUAUCCUGGUCUUGUUGUCUCUUGGGGUCAUAAGAAAUGGUCGUUCUCGAAAUCAUGCUUGGGUUAUAGCUUUUUUUUUCUUGUGUCCAGGCGCUUUGGAUUACUCGGUCCCCUUCCUCCUCCCCCCUCCAAUUUUUUCUUUCCGGGGACCAUUAAUAGAGGAGAUUACUUGAUCCUUGUCUGUAGCAUUUGCCUACAGAGGUAGAUCUGCAUCUAUGUGGACCAGGUUUACUCUUUUUCUUUUCGAAUCAUAAUAACUUGCUUUCAUGUUGGGAAAGGAAAGUUGUUUUUUUUUUGGGUGGGUGGUUGGCAAAUCUUGGAGCAAGACUGAUAGAUUGGCUUCUGAUAAAAGGCGCUUGCUUGUCCUUGGGUUAAACAAGACGAUAGGAUACCUAUUUUUUCUUUUUUGUUCUCUCUUUCCCUUCUUGUUUGGAUCUGGGCCAUUUGCUCUACAAAAUUUGUCUCUCUUUUUUUUUGUAGGGCAAAUUCUCUUUUUGAUAAAAGGCAAGAGAGGAAAAGAAAGGAAAGCCUCUCUUAAGCUCAUGGCCCUCGUUUCGUUCAAGAGAGGAGGGAAGCUUCCUAUUCCGGGCUCCAUGGGCCGAAUUAACGGGUUGCAUUUUCUAUUGGCUUCUGGAAUAUUACCAGAAGAUGGUAAAGGGGGGGAAUAUAAAACAUCGGCCCCCCCUCCUGUUAAAUUAUAAAAUUUAGAUAUAAAAAUAUAGACGUAUAAAAAAAAUAUAGAAAUGUUAAAAAAAA
Molecule: messenger RNA, 889 nt
Organism: Gilbertella persicaria
Lineage: Eukaryota; Fungi; Mucoromycota; Mucoromycetes; Mucorales; Choanephoraceae
Exons: 1
Coding region: 400-834 (144 amino acids)
Source: RefSeq, a predicted model, not a curated record